Messenger RNA from Suillus bovinus, 1074 nucleotides. RefSeq lists its product as uncharacterized. The transcript is spliced from 5 exons. The record is from RefSeq and is a predicted model, not a curated record. Gene Ontology annotation, biological process: fungal-type cell wall polysaccharide metabolic process. Gene Ontology annotation, cellular component: fungal-type cell wall. NCBI's taxonomy places the organism in Eukaryota, Fungi, Basidiomycota, Agaricomycetes, Boletales, Suillaceae. The coding region runs from base 118 to 894 and encodes 258 amino acids.
ACCAUCGAGAAUCCUCUGCAGGUUACAAAUAAAUGGGAUAACCUUACUUCUCAUCCUCGAGCACUCAAAUAGCCAGGCCGUGAACAGACUGGUGCUUCCAGCCCAUCCGUCCCCAAGAUGUUUAACUUCGCCUUUGCAAUAUCUUGUGUAGUUGUGGCACUGGCGGGUGGGUCAUUCGCUGCCACCAAACGCGGUCUGGCGUUUGCUGAUUCAGAUCAUACUGGCGAUAUCGCUGUCGCUGAUGACACUCAGGUCUCUUGGGUAUAUGAUUGGGGCAGUACCGUGCCAAGCUAUCUGAGAAACACAGAUAUGACCUACAUCCCCAUGCAGUGGGGUGAAGACGAUGCCAAUGAUUUUAUGGCUGAGGUGCAGGCUCAAAAUGCGAAGACCAUUUUAGGUUUCAACGAACCUGACCUCAGUUCACAGUCGAAUAUCGCACCUAUGACCGCCGCGUCGUUAUGGGUGCAGUACAUCCAACCUCUUAGUGCACAGGGCGUCCGACUCGGUAGCCCCGCUGUGUCUAGUGCACCAUCAGGAAUUCCUUGGUUAUCUCAAUUCUUUGGAAACUGCACUGAAUGCACGUUCGAUUUCAUACCUAUCCACUGGUAUGGUGAAGGGCUCGACGAUUUCAAAGACUAUGUCGAGUCGUUCUAUGGCAAAUUCUCAUUGCCAUUGUGGGUCACCGAGUUUGCGUCCACUUCUUCGAAUGUUAGCGAGGUGGAAGAUUUCUGCACUGACGCAAUAGCUUAUCUUGAUAGCCAGGAUUGGAUUGAAGGGUAUGCCUGGUUUGCAUUCUACCGCCAGGAGUCAGGUUCUUACUACAAUCUUCUUGAUGUGAAUGGCCAGUCUAACACACUUGGGGAUAUCUACCUUCAUGGCUCCAAUCAUCAGUGAAGUUUUGUAUAUUUGAUAAAUGGAAGGUAGUAGUACGUACCGAACUUGAUGAGCAUUAAAGUUAUUCGGAUUAAUAAAUAUUGUGACGGUCCGAAAUGCCUGUGAUUCUUUGAUUCUCUGAUCCUCGAGAGUCUGGGUUGUUUGUUGUCUAUCUUCUUUCGACACUCCUGCAUAGUGCAU